Messenger RNA from Triticum dicoccoides, 1176 nucleotides. Its product is annotated as BTB/POZ and MATH domain-containing protein 2-like. Gene Ontology annotation, biological process: protein ubiquitination. The record is from RefSeq and is a predicted model, not a curated record. NCBI's taxonomy places the organism in Eukaryota, Viridiplantae, Streptophyta, Magnoliopsida, Poales, Poaceae. The coding region runs from base 1 to 1176 and encodes 391 amino acids. The transcript has a single exon. Gene Ontology annotation, molecular function: protein binding.
AUGUCAUCGUUCACCGGCGUAUCCAUCGUUGAAGACCAUGAGGGGUGCUCUUGCAACACGUCGGCGGUCGACCCUGGCACGGACAUUGGCUACCAUCUGUUCAUGGUCAAGGGCUACUCGCGCACCAAAGAGUUGUUGUCCAUAGGCGAGAGCAUCAACACUGGUCCUUUCAUAGUAGGAGGUCAUGACUGGUUAAUCGAGUACUACCCUAACGGCGCAUAUCCGAGCUGCGCCAACUUCAUCUCUCUCUAUGUAUCCCUUUUCCACGACGAUGAAAAACUGGAUGCCAGGGUCAGUUUUAGUCUCGUCGACCAGGUUGAGAGGCAGACACCAAUGUACAUUCAUGCAACUAAUAGAGCUUGCAGGUUCGACAAUGAUGUUUCUUGGGGCACCAACAAGUUUUUGACAAGAGAGGCCCUUGAACGAUCGGCACAUCUAAAGGGUGAUUCUUUCACCAUCCGGUGUGACAUAAUGGUACGCAAGGAUCACAAUACUGAAGAUGCCGGUGGCCACGGCACCAAGGUGCUCCUCUCAGACAUAGACCAGCAUUUUAACAUUCUCCUUCAAACCAAGGUGGGUGCUGAUGUGACAUUUGAGGUUAGUGGUGAGAUGUUCACUACACAUCGUUGUGUGCUUGCAGCCCGGUCCAAAGUCUUCAUGACACAACUCUUUGGUCCCAUGAAGGAGGACAUUACCACUUCCGGUGUCAUACAUGUCAAAGAUAUGAGAGCAAGCGUGUUCAUGGCAUUGCUUAGAUUCAUCUACACGGACUCAUGCCCUGAGAUAGAGAAGGACUACAUGGAGGAGGAAGAAAUGUCACAAGUUCUUGAAGAAGAACAAGAAGAUGGUACAGUAGAGGAUGAUGAAAACUGGCUACAAUGGCUUCAAGACUUGUUUGUGGCGGCAGACAUGUACGAUGUCGAACAACUCAAGCGCAUAUGUGAAAUGCGAUUGUCUGAUAACUUAAUUUUGAGCUCGGUGAUGUCUACCCUUGCUCUAGCCGAGCAGCACCACUGCCAGGGAUUGAAGGAGGCAUGCUUGAAGUUUAUUCAAGUCCAACCCCCCUGGUGCUUGCAAACAGUAACGAUGAGUGAUGGCUGGGAUCACGUAGUUUCAACCUAUCCCUCGGUUAUAAAGGAGAUUUUUUUCAAGCUUGCUUCGAACCAACGGAAGUGA